Messenger RNA from Rangifer tarandus platyrhynchus (Svalbard reindeer), 666 nucleotides. Lineage: Eukaryota; Metazoa; Chordata; Mammalia; Artiodactyla; Cervidae. The record is from the annotation of a GenBank genome assembly.
AUGGUGCCCCUGUCGCUAGUGCCCUGCAGAAAUGAGCACAGCAACGGCAUGGCUGACUGCCAUGAGCUGACCGCCCUGGGCAGCUUGGCAAGAAGCCCUGAAUGCCACUUUUCUGUCUGGGCAAUUCUAGCCUUCUUGGGCUUAGCUCUGACUAUAUCGCUGAUCUUCAACAUUUUCCACUACGUGGAAAAGCAGCGACAAGAAAAAAUAUGCGCAUACUCCGACGACUACUUUCCCAGGGAAGAUGAGUAUGAUCUUGAAGAUGCACCAAUUUAUGGUAACGUAGAUAAUGUGGCCUUAGAACCAGUGGAUGAAAACUGCUACGAACAGAUGAAAGCACGACCAGACAGAUCUGUGAACAAACUGCAAGAUGCCCCACCUUCACAGGAAACUGAAGUAAGGGUGUGCUAUGCCUCACUAGAUCACAACAAUGAGGGGAAGCGAAGAAAGCCCAAGAAACAGAAAACUCAUUUGUCAGACAAGGAUGGAGAGGGGCAGAUGCAUGCAAUGGAUAUCAGCCUUUCUAAGACCACUUUGGUGGACAGUUUCCCACCGGAAAGCGAGGCAAUAGAGGAAAACAUUCAUGAUGAUCCCAUCAGGCUGUUUGGAUUGAUCCGUGCACAGAAGGAAAGUUUACACUCACUGGACUACGAUCCGGCUCAGUGA